This is a messenger RNA of Papilio machaon (common yellow swallowtail), 2858 nucleotides long. It is a transcript of the gene pasilla, whose product is annotated as RNA-binding protein Pasilla. Gene Ontology annotation, molecular function: mRNA binding. Gene Ontology annotation, cellular component: nucleus; cytoplasm. The record is from RefSeq and is a predicted model, not a curated record. Gene Ontology annotation, biological process: mRNA splicing, via spliceosome; regulation of alternative mRNA splicing, via spliceosome. NCBI's taxonomy places the organism in Eukaryota, Metazoa, Arthropoda, Insecta, Lepidoptera, Papilionidae. Bases 273 to 1904 code for a protein of 543 amino acids. The transcript is spliced from 10 exons.
CGUUGGCCAUGCGCCAUACACAACAGCCGCAGAGCAGUAUCGGCAAACGUUCACAUAACAUUUAGACGUAAUAAAUAUAGUGUCACUUCUCUCCUUAUAUUUUAGUAUUAGAUUAUUCAAACUUCAAACCUCUAAGUUUUAGUUGUUUAAGUGUUAAGUGUAUCUGAAAAUGUUUUAAUAAUGCAUAGUGCCGCAUCCGUAAACGCAUUCUGAAGCAAUUACGUAAUGGGAAUUAUGCUAAAGAAGUUUAGAGUUUUGCCCUGAAAUUCAACAUGGCCGCUGACACAGGAAUGGAUACUUGCCCCAGUCCGGAAAUUACGGACUCCAGAAAACGACCACUAGAUGGAGAUUCUGAAAAUGGAGACAUCAAAAGGUCACAUUUUAGCUCGGUUCAAGACUUGGUGACGGCCUUGCCACUGGCCAACGGCCAUGGCAAUAUAACGUCUCAUUUCGCAGUGGAGCCGACAUACCACUUCAAGGUCCUGGUGCCGUCGAUGGUGGCUGGCGCCAUCAUCGGUAAGGGCGGCGAGACCAUCGCCCAGUUGCAGAAGGAUACCGGCGCCAGGGUCAAGAUGUCCAAGUCUCAUGACUUCUAUCCAGGUACAACGGAGCGCGCGUGCCUGAUCACCGGCUCCGUGGACGGCAUUAUGAUGGUGUUGGAUUUCAUUAUGGAAAAGAUUAAGGAAAAGCCGGAGCUGGUGAAGCCAUUCCCAGAAGGUGUAGACACUAAAAUGCCUCAAGAUAGAGAUAAACAGGUUAAGAUCCUUGUACCGAAUUCUACAGCGGGCAUGAUAAUAGGCAAGGGUGGCAACUAUAUAAAGCAGAUUAAGGAGCAGAGUGGCAGCUACGUCCAGAUAUCGCAGAAGGCCAAAGAGCUCUCUCUACAGGAGAGAUGCAUUACUGUUGUAGGCGAAAAAGAGAACAACAAGAAGGCAUGCCUGAUGAUCCUGCAGAAGGUUGUCGACGACCCCCAAUCUGGGUCCUGUCCCAACGUGUCGUACGCGGAUGUGGCGGGCCCCGUCGCCAACUACAAUCCCACUGGCUCGCCAUACGCCGUGCCCACCUCUGAGGUGACCGAGAGUCACGCGCUGGGCGGGUCUGUGGGCGGAGUCGGGGGGGUGGGCUCUGUGGGCUCCGUGUUGGUGAAUGGCGCGGCGGGGCUGGGCGCGCUAUCGCUGUCCCUCUCGCUCGCACCGCCCGGCACACCGCCCCCCUCUCCUCUCACUCAGCACACGCUCGAUCAUAUUAAGGUGGCGCUCCGCCAGGCGGGGUACUCCGAGGGUGGUAUAUCUGAGAUCGGUGCUGCGCUGUCUCUGCUGGUGAAGCACGGGGUGCUGGGUCUGGCGCUGCCGGCCGCGCUCCCGCCGGCGCCGCUCUCCGCCGCCUACUUCCCGCUGCCGGCGCAGGACUCGCCCGCCGUCUUCGGACCCCUGGGACAAGUAGGACUCGGCGGCGCGCGCGGCGGCUCGUUAGAGCGUUUCGCGGAGGUUGCAUUCGAGGCGCUUCGCCCCCCAGCGGUGGCGCCGAUCUCGCUGUCGGCCGGCGUUAGCGGGGUGGGCGGGGUGGGGGGCUUCCCCUCGGCCUCGCUGCUGCCGCUCUCCAAGAGCCCCACGCCGGCCGACGCGGGCGCCAAGGACUCCAAGAAUGUCGAGAUCGCCGAGGUUAUCGUCGGCGCCAUACUUGGGCCCGGUGGGAGAAGCCUCGUCGAGAUCCAACAGAUGUCGGGCGCGAACAUUCAGAUCUCCAAGAAGGGAACGUUCGCGCCGGGCACCCGCAACCGCAUCGUGACCAUCACCGGCACGCAGACCGCCAUCGGCAACGCGCAGUACCUCAUCGAGCAGAAGAUCCAGGAGGAGGAGUUGAAGCGGACGCGCCACAAUGCCAUCUCCGGCCUCAUGCAGUAGACCCGAGUCGACAAACCCGCGCGCGGCAACCACCUAUGCGUGCGUAUUUAAAUUAACGACAAGAGUUUGCACUCUCGAGUCGUUGUAUUCCUUUUUUUUUAUGGUCAAAAUCAGGACAGGGGUUCUUAUGAUUAAUGUUUUAAAAGCGCACGUAUACGUCGGUGCCGCGAGCCGGGUCAAUCGGAACACUGCCUACUCGUCACAUCGACGCUGUUCGUUACAAAAAUUCGUUGUUGCAUUGUAGAUUCUAGUUGUAUCUAGUCAUACGCCGGUGGUGUUACGCCGUCGCGACGGCUAGGGAGCAUAGAGGAGUGGCGCGAGUUACCUGAGCGUAGUUGUAAUUUUAUCUUGUUUUUUUUUUUCGUUUCGGAGGGUAGUCGCAGUAGUCGAUGCGGUGCGCGCGGCGCACGUCCGUCGCGUCUCGCAGCUGGUGCAAUAAUGAGCCGGGGCCGUGCAAUGUCCAGCGCCCGCGCCUCGCGCCCCACAUCGACAUAUAGUCAUAUAUUUACAAUAAAUAAAAUAGAUUUAUCUAUAUUCAUUUAACGCAUAUAUAUUAGUGUUGGACAUUUUAUUGCAAUAUGUUUUUUUUUUUUUUUGUCGUGAUGACAAAUAAUGGUUUGAGUGUCGCUUAGCGACUCGUGUUGUUGUUUAAGAUGUUAUAUAAAUAAAAAGUACGAUUGUGAUAUCUCCUAUCACGGAAAAUUCCUAUUCCAUUACAUUUUUAUUUUUGUAUAUUAUUCAUUAAUUACAUUUCUGUUGCGUUUAGUUUGAUUUCAUUGUAAAUGUUACCAUUGAUAAAUUUUUUUUUUUUUUCAUAUUCAUGAUUUCUCGUUAUAUUAAAUUUAUUCAAUAUAUGAAUUGUUUGGAAAUGUUGAUUUAUACGUAAGGUUCAGUUAAAUGCAAUUAUUAAAUCAAUGUCAAAGGGAAUUUAGGAAACAAAUAAUUAAUCACAAC